AAAUAAAUUAAAAACAAGCAAUUUUCUUUAUUUUUCUCCCUGUUGCAUAAAAAUCAAAUUCCCUUCAGUUCCUCUCGAUCCUCAUUUUCUUUUUUGAUCGCGAGAGAAAUUGAGAAAUUCUGGGGUUUGGGAGACCAAAGAAAAAUGAAGGCUAUGGAGACGGUACAUGAUCUGAUUGAAGAAGCUAAACUUCGAACGGUUUGGUGGUGUCUUUGUAUCUUUUCCGUCACUUACUUCUUAUCUCAUACGAGUUCAUCAAUGUGGAUGAAUCUACCCAUAUCAAUUCUCAUUGUGUCUGCACUAAGAAUUUUGUCUAAUGAAGUGGAGUUCAGCUGGAAAGCACGCCAGUCAGUUCGUCGACUGUCUUAUUUGUCACAUUUGGAGAAGAAACAGUUGUCUAUGAAUGACUCACGACUUUCCAUUGUGCCACCGGCACCAAAGUGGAAGCGGAAAAUUGAUUCUCCAGUUGUUGAGGCUGCAAUUGGUGGUUUCAUCGAUAAGAUAUUGAAGGAUUUUGUGGUAGACCUAUGGUAUUCAGAAAUUACACCAGAUCGGGAGGCACCUGAGCUGAUACGGUCGGUAAUCAUGGAUGCUCUUGGUGAGGUAUCUGGAAGGGCUAAAGAGAUAAAUCUUAUCGACUUGCUAACUAGGGAUUUGGUUGAUUUAAUAGGGGAUCACUUAGACCUCUUUAGAAGAAAUCAAGCAGCUAUAGGAGCUGAUGUGAUGGCAACUCUUUCUACUGAAGAGAGAGAUGAAAGGUUGAAACACCAUCUAAUGGCUUCUAAGGAGCUUCAUCCUGCAUUGAUAUCUCUCGAGAGUGAGUACAAGGUUCUUCAACGACUGAUUGGUGGAGUUUUAGCUAUAGUACUUAGACCUCGUGAAGCUCAAUGUCCGCUGGUUCGGACUAUCGCUCGAGAGAUUGUAACUUGCUUGGUAAUGCAACCUCUUAUGAAUCUUGCAAGUCCUGUGUAUAUCAAUGAGGUACUUGAAUUGAUUUUACUUUCCAUUAAAGAUGAUAGUCCAAAAGAUACUGUUGGUGAUCAACCUGCAGCGAGUGUGCAUACUGCUGACUCCUCCUUGAGAAAAGAUCCUUCUGUAAAUAGUCAAAGGACUGGAACUGUUGACAACAAAAGAGACUAUCAAGGAACAGAUAAAACUUUGUCUAAAAUUGAUGAUCGCGGAGAAAUGUACUUGGAUUAUGACUCACAACAAGACCAUAUGCAGCCACAUCCUGCAGAGUGGGCACGAAUGCUAGAGGUGGCGACCCAGAGAAGAACGGAAAUUCUUACUCCUGAAAAUCUGGAAAAUAUGUGGACGAAAGGAAGAAACUAUAAAAUGAAAGAGAAAAAAAAAGUUAAAGCAGGGGUUCAGCAAUCAAUGGCAAAGAGUUUAGUUACAAGCAUUGCAACUGAUUCUAAUUUAGGAAAAGAUAUGCUGAUGAAUACCAAUGUAAUCUUUAAAGAAAUGGAUGAGAAAGCUAUAGGGCGCCUAACACCUAGAUUGAGUCUAGAUACUUUAACAAGUCAUGAGCACAAAGAUGGGAGACAGCCUACUCAGGAUGGUAGCCAGGAAUUGUCUUUUGAAGGCGCACAUGUUGGUGGUGAAUUGGAGAAUGCCGGCAAUCUCUCUUUGAAUGAAAAAAGAGGUGGACUUAGGAGAUCCAAUAGCACCUCUGCUCUAGAAGCCCUGCCUGAUAAAAAUAAUGCAUUUACAGGAGAUGGAGGGGGAUCCAUUAUCUCAGAAUUUUAUAGCCCAGAUUUUCGUAGGAGUCCAGAUCAUGCUGUUAAGGUCUCAAACAUGGUAGUUAGUAGCGAGGGACGUCACAGUCCCAAGCUGAAGUGUCGGGUCAUGGGAGCAUACUUUGAGAAACUUGGGUCAAAAUCUUUUGCAGUUUACUCAAUUGCAGUGACAGAUGCAGAAAACAGAACUUGGUUUGUGAAAAGAAGAUACAGGAAUUUUGAGAGAUUGCAUAAACAUCUGAAAGAGAUCCCAAAUUACACAUUGCACUUACCUCCCAAAAGGAUAUUCUCAUCAAGCACUGAAGAUGCUUUUGUUCAUCAACGCUGUAUUCAGCUUGAUAAAUAUAUUCAAGAUCUCAUGUCUAUAGCCAACGUUGCGGAACAGCAUGAAGUUUGGGAUUUCUUAAGCGUUUCCUCAAAGAAUUAUUCUUUUGCAAAAUCUUCCUCAGUCAUGAGAACCCUGGCAGUCAAUGUGGAUGAUGCUGUGGAUGAUAUUGUGCGGCAAUUCAAAGAUGUUUCAGAUGGCUUUAUGCGUAAAGUUGUUGGUUCAACUUCCCCAUUCGACGAAACCAAUUCCUCAAUCUACAACAGGAACUUGUCCUGGCAUUUGGAUGAUGUGAAUAAACUUGUCUCAAGGCAGGAUACUUUAGAAACUGCAAACAGCUAUUCUGAAACUGAAGAAUGUCAUAAUCAAGGGAGCCAUGACCAGAAGGGAGUUGGAUCUACUGCAGAAGCCAGUGGUUGUCAUUCAGUUAAUGAAUUGAAUGCAAAGGGUUUUCCUCCUCUGGUGUUCAAACAAGAUGAGGAGUCGCAGGCCUUAGGUUUAGAGAAAAAACCUGUAUCAGAGGAGAAAAGUGAAAGGAUUAACCAUGGCGUGUUUUCUGUAGCAAACUCUGCAGUAGCUUCCAGUCAUAUGAAUGAUCCAGUCGGAAUGCCACCUGAGUGGACUCCUUCUAAUGUAAGUGUACCUCUGCUAAAUCUAGUCGAUAAGGUGUUUCAGCUUAAAAGAAGAGGCUGGCUGAGAAGACAGGUCUUUUGGAUAUCAAAGCAAAUACUGCAGUUAAUAAUGGAAGAUGCUAUUGAUGACUGGCUUUUGAGGCAAAUUUACUGGCUUCGGAAGGAGGACACGAUUGCUUUUGGGAUUCGAUGGGUGCAAGAUAUUCUCUGGCCAAAUGGCAUGUUCUUUAUGAGAGCAAGGGUUGCACAAAGCAAAGUUGACGAUGACCAACCAAAUCUCAUACCUUUUCAGAUUAGCCAACUGAGUGGCAGUAAGGUCUCUAAUAAGGGUUCAUUCGAGGAACAACUCGAGGCUGCUUGUAGAGCGAGUGAUAUCAAAAAAAUGCUCUUUGAUGGAGCUCCUGCAACUUUAGUCAGCUUGAUUGGAAAUAAACAGUACAAGCGCUGUGCAACAGACAUUUUCUAUUUCACUCAGUCUACUAUCUGUGUGAAGCAGCUUGCAUAUGGAAUACUUGAACUAUUAGUUAUAUCAGUUUUCCCUGAGCUCCGGGAUCUUUUGCUGGGUCUCAACGAGAAGAUGCGUGCUCCACCUGCAUAGCAAAUUCUUGGUUUAAUCACUACUAAGCCGUGCUCCACCUGCAUAGCACAUUCUUGGCUUCAUCAAUAUGAAGCCGUUGAUUAUUCGUACCAGCUAUGAUGAAAUUAAAAAUAUCAUAGCCACUUCCAAGGAUCACCAGAUUACAUGGUUCCAUUUGGUUUGCCCAUCAUAUUCAUUUUUGUUCACAAGAACAAUCAGGUGAGGUAUUACGAAUGCCAAACAGGACUAGUGAUAUAUUGCACAGAAGUUGUACCAUGGCCAUUAGCUGUACCCCUCGAAUAAUCAAAUUGCACAGAAGUUGAAAAUUAGAGCUUGUAUAGAGGAUGGUGAUGCUUUUUUGUAUAUAGUUUCCUGCUAAUCCAAGCAGUACCCCAUGUCACGGGGAUUUUGUGCUGUCGCAGAUCUUGCAAUUGAUUUUUUGUGAUGGAUUAUUUUACCCCAAACUGGUUCUUCCCCGUGUCACGUGAUUGCGAGGCAAUAAAAUUUCUCUUUUCUUCUCCUUU
Populus euphratica (Euphrates poplar) is the source of this 3797-nucleotide messenger RNA. RefSeq lists its product as uncharacterized. The coding region runs from base 145 to 3294 and encodes 1049 amino acids. Gene Ontology annotation, molecular function: phosphatidylinositol binding. The transcript has 15 exons. NCBI's taxonomy places the organism in Eukaryota, Viridiplantae, Streptophyta, Magnoliopsida, Malpighiales, Salicaceae. The record is from RefSeq and is a predicted model, not a curated record.